UCAACCAUUUCUACAAGUAAAGUUCCUUUGAAACUCGGUGAGGCGUUGAAAAGCCGAUCGGAUGAAGAUCUAUAGAUGUUUUUUACAUAAAAUCAUAAAGAUCCUUAAAUUACAUGAAGUAGGCGAGUUCUGAAGUGCAAUACGGAUUGUUUAUGCGAUAAUUGACGUAGAAGUUCAUUUUCAACAUUUAGACUUUGAAAAUGUGGCUGAAAUACCUGAUAUUCCUGGCAGGGGCCUCGCUGUUUCGAACAGAAACCGUUGACAAGGUGUCCAGUGACUACUGGUCAUGGCGGCUGUCAAUCUCCAGGGAAUUCUCCACUUCUAUCGGCACCUACAAGUACAAUGAUAGGCUUGAUUCGUAUACAUAUGAGAAACUCGAGGACAUGAAGGUGGAAGUAGACGGCUUUUUGAAGCGUUUAACGCUGGUGAACAGUUCCUCUCUGGUAGGAGAAAAGCUGAUCUCGUUCAAAGUUCUUAAGGAGAUCCUGGAAAACGUUCGAGAUGGCUAUGAAUGGAAGGACUAUCAGCCUUUGAACCCAAUUAAUUUCUUGGAGCUCUGGUUUUACGGUCUCGACAUAUUUGUCUCAGCACAGCCGUUUGACACCGAAGGCGACUUUGUUAACUAUGUUCGAAGAAUUGAAGAAGGGCCCCGACAGAUAGAGGAAAUGAUAAACUUGAGUCGCAGAGCCAUUGCAAACGGUCACACGAGCCAUAAUGCCUCAGUUUCCCGUGUUCCUGGAAACAUAGACGACAUGGUUAAACCACCAAACGAAUCAGCACUUUACUCCCCACUCAAAAAAGACAAUGCCAGUGCCAUUCUGGGAAAGAAUGCGUAUAACUUAUUUUUAACAUAUCGGUCGGUUCUUUAUUUAGUGCGGCGGUGGAAAAAACGGCUUCAAGAUGCCAUUACUGCAUUCAAUGCUAAACUCCUUAAGGCCAAGGAGUUUUUAAUCAACGAAUAUAUGCCCAAAACGCGCCCUGGUCUCGGGUUAAGUAGCUUGCCCGGAGGAAGAGAAAACUAUCAAGCCUGUCUAAAGAUCCAUACUUCCACAGAAAUGACAGCACAGGAGAUCCAUGACAAAGGCUUAGAGGAGGUGAACCGAAUCGAGAAGCUUAUAAGACAGAAAAUGAGCAACAUAGGGUUUCCCAGCACAACAAAGUUAUCAGAGAUGUAUGCUAACUUGUCUAGUGACCCGAAAUUUGUCUUCAAUAAUUCAGCAGAUGUCUUAGCGAAUUUCAACAAAAUUAUCUUCGAACGAAUUAAGCCUUUGAUGCCGAAAUACUUCCGUCAUCUUCCAGACUUACCGCUAGAGGUUCGAGGCUAUCCAACUGACGGAGCAGGCGGAGAAUACAAGGCAGGAUCUGCAGACGGGUCAAAACCGGGCAUUUUCUAUGUUAACCUCUUCAGACCCGAGGACAACCCCUCAUAUGCGGCGGUUUCGUUUUCACUUCACGAAGCCCUGCCUGGCCAUCACAAUCAGGAAAGUUAUGGUCUUUUGGCCGACAUACCGCCAUACAUGAGAAGCUACGAGUGGCUCUCCUUCAAUGCCCCAUACUUCUUCCCGUUCUUCAACGCGUAUAUUGAGGGUUGGGGUCUAUAUUCGGAGUUUCUUGGAGAAGAAAUGGGCAUCUAUCAAAACGAUUACGAAAUGCUUGGCCGUUAUAGCGACGAGAUGUUCCGAGCCGUAAGAUUAGUAGUAGAUACAGGCAUCCACGAAUACAACUGGACGAGGGAACGUGCUAUCGAGUACAUGCUGAAUUAUACGUAUAUGUCCCGGGAUGGAGCUGCAAACGAGGUUGACCGGUACGCCACCUGGCCCGGUCAGGCCACCGGCUACAAGAUCGGAGAAAUCAAGUUCAAGGAGGUCAGGAAGAAGGCUUCCGACGCUUUAGGCAGCAAGUUCAAUCUAGCUGAUUUCCACUACGCAGUCCUGCGCUACGGUACGUUGCCUAUGUCGUUGCUGGAAUACGUGGUAGAUCAAUGGAUUGCCGACCAAAGAGCCGGUGUCCCAGGCGUACCGACGGGCGGUGCGCCAGUGUUGGCGUUUAACGCCUUCAGCCUUAUAUUGGUCACUGUAUAUGCACUUAUUUAACACAGAACAAUAUAUAUAUAUAUAUAUAUAUAUAAGU
Dreissena polymorpha is the source of this 2130-nucleotide messenger RNA. RefSeq lists its product as uncharacterized. The transcript is spliced from 18 exons. Bases 201 to 2093 code for a protein of 630 amino acids. The record is from RefSeq and is a predicted model, not a curated record. NCBI's taxonomy places the organism in Eukaryota, Metazoa, Mollusca, Bivalvia, Myida, Dreissenidae.